AGCAACGUAAACUCAGUGUAGAGGGACAUGGAUUACAAGAAGCCGAGGCACGCGGAGUCUCUGAUAGAAGCUUUCUACACGUACAAACAACACGAGUUGUUCUGUGAUGCCACCCUGGUCGUAGACGAGGAGCAGAUCGGAGUACAUCGAGCAAUACUCUCAUACGGGAGCCCCUACUUCCAGACCCUGUUCGACAGCCGCUACUCAAACGAUCACAUCGCACAAGUUGUCCUCCACAACGUGGAGUCCACCGCAGUCCGCACUGCCAUCGACUACAUCUACACGGGGAAGAUAACGAUAAAGGAGAGCAAUGUUGAGAACCUGUACUGUGUGGUGGACCUAUUCCAGCUGACUGAUCUGAGGGACCUGUGUGUGGACGUGUUGGAGAAGGGUCUGGAUCACAACAACUGUAUUGACAGGUUGAGAUUCUCGGAGCAGCAGGAGAUUGAGCGACUCUAUAACGCCGCCCUGAGGGUCUCCAAAUCGAGGUUUAAGGAGGUGAUUGAGGAGGAGGCGUACAGACUCAUGCCAUUUGAGAAAGUGUACGAGCUGAUAUCAGCAGAUGAUCUGAAUGUGGACGAGGAGAGGAUGGUGUAUGAAGCGGUGAUGAAGUGGGUAAACCAUAACCAGGAGCGGAGAAAGAAGCACCUGUCAGAGCUCCUGACUCAUGUCAGGUUCCCUCUAAUCCCUCCCAUCUACCUCCUGGAGAUUGUUGCUAGAGAGAAGAUACUGUUGGAGGAUCCCGUCUGCAGACAAAUGUUGGACAGUGCUAAAGAUUUUCACAUUCUAAAAGGGUCGACCGGAGCGGUGGAGACAAGUGGUCCUUCCCCCAGGCAGGGUGUUCAGUCAGGUAUGGUAUUUAUUUUCGGGGGCGAGGGAACUGAACACCAUGUGGAUUGUUACAACCCCAGAACCAACAACUGGAGUAAAAGAGGUAAGAUGAGAGCCCCACGAAGAGAGGCCUCUGCUGUGUGCAUUAAAAACAAGAUCUACAUUUUAGGAGGCGAGAACGACAAAAGAGGUAUCCUGAACAGCACUAUAAUAUACCUCAUAGACUCAGAUAAAUGGGUAGCUUCCACCAAGAUGCGUUACAAAAGGUCCGGACAUGGGUCCUGCGUUAUAAACGGCCACAUAUACGUAACAGGAGGCCACAACGGGGAAACCAUCCUGAACACCGCAGAGAAAUACGAACCGGACACAGAGCUGUGGAUGACAUUGUCCCCGAUGAACAUGGAGAGGUGCUGGCUAGGGGUAGCCAGCACGGGGGGCCACAUGUUCGCGGCUGGGGGGUACGAUGGAGAUUGUGUUCUGGACAGUGUGGAGGUGUACCUUCCUGGUAAUGAUAAGUGGAGUUAUGUGGCCCCCAUGCUGCUGCCCCGAGAGAGGCUGGGACUCUGUGCGAUUAGAGGGACGAUGUAUGCUGUAGGGGGCAGGAGGGGGCGUGCUAUAGCGGACUGCGAGUGUUACGACUCUAGAUCUAACUCCUGGAGGAAGAUCUCUCCUCUUCUGGCUCCAAGGGAUGGUAUGGGCGUGGUGGUUAAUGAUAAGUUUAUUUACGCUAUUGGAGGGUUCUCUGUUAAGUCGCACGCUUUAACUGUGGAGAGGUUUGUACAGAAGAAGAACCUGUGGGAACGGGUCUGUCCGAUGACUCGGUUACAUGAUCUGGCAGCUGUGGUUGCUACGUAGUGAGGUGUGGUUGCUACGUAGUGAGGUGUGGUUACUACGUAGUGAGGUGUGGUUACUACGUAGUGAGGUGUGGUUGCUACGUAGUGAGGUGGUUAAAACAGAUUGUCCACAGUUUAUGUCACUGUCUAGUUUCAAAUGGGAGUAUAACGAGUAACCUCGCGAAUUGUCAAGACGACGGAUUCAAGCGUCAAAGUAUUUAAAAGCAAAUUAGAUCACCAAUACUGUUAUAUGCGGCAUUAUUAUCUGUAUCAAAAAAUAAUCCUAUUGAUUGUGCACUGAACAAAUUCUGAGUAUUUACAAAAACUUUUAUUUUACUCACUUUGAUUAUUUCUGUGCGGUGGUUCUUACAAACUCGUAUUUUCGAUAACGUUCUUCUGUCCUCACCUCUUUCCAAUGUUAGCAAAUCCGCUGAGAUUUUAUUAAUUUAUUAUUCAAUACAUCCUUGUAAUUAGAUGCAUGAUGUUAACAUAACAUUAUGUUAUUUUUGUGGUAACCAUAAUAAUGUUUUUGAUACAUUUUUUGG
Molecule: messenger RNA, 2209 nt
Organism: Bolinopsis microptera
Lineage: Eukaryota; Metazoa; Ctenophora; Tentaculata; Lobata; Bolinopsidae
Product: kelch-like protein diablo
Exons: 2
Coding region: 28-1686 (552 amino acids)
Molecular function (GO): protein binding
Source: RefSeq, a predicted model, not a curated record